This is a messenger RNA of Caenorhabditis remanei, 273 nucleotides long. RefSeq lists its product as uncharacterized. The coding region runs from base 1 to 273 and encodes 90 amino acids. The record is from RefSeq and is a predicted model, not a curated record. Lineage: Eukaryota; Metazoa; Nematoda; Chromadorea; Rhabditida; Rhabditidae. The transcript is spliced from 2 exons.
AUGGACCCCGCUUCCCUUUUCGAAAGCCUUAAUAUUCCGCAACGUCCACCACGUGUUAUCAAUGAGCUCGGCACCGAAACGUUCCCGAUUGUCAGACAAUACACGCGUGCCUUGUCGUAUGUCGCUAACGAUAGAACUGCACCGACACCAAUCUUCACUGUCGUCUUAAGACAUCCUCAUGGCCGAGAGGUACCAAGACUCGGAUUCUGGAGACGCGUUUGGAGGAGUGUCUACCAACUGUUUCAAUUCGUCUGCCGCGGCGAGGUUCCAUAA